Molecule: messenger RNA, 880 nt
Organism: Eriocheir sinensis (Chinese mitten crab)
Lineage: Eukaryota; Metazoa; Arthropoda; Malacostraca; Decapoda; Varunidae
Exons: 4
Coding region: 96-500 (134 amino acids)
Source: RefSeq, a predicted model, not a curated record
UUUUUCUAUCACCACCGAGCUAACCAUGACCUUUCUCCGGUAUAAAUUCCGUAGCUGAGACUGGCUCCUCACGCUUCCCAUCUUGCCUCGCGGAGAUGAAGAGCCUUCUGGUCCUGCCUUUUCUGGUCACCCUUGCCUUCGGGCAGGAGGCUGUGUGUAGGUGUGGCGCCUUCGUGUCCACUUCUGAAGCCGAGGUGGAGGUUUUGAAGUUCCCGAACAUUCAACUUGCCGACUGCACGCAAACAAAUUACUGCGCCCAGACUUGCAAGGCAGAGUGGGAGAGGAUUACGAACGACGGGGACCUGUGCUCUGUGAAGCCUGACGGAGACACGGUGGCCCAGCGCAUGUGUAACAACCUGGCGGACCUGGGCAAGGAAAACCUCCAGCCACACUCCGUCUACCUUUACUACAACGUGUGCGGAGGCCCGUGGCUGUUUGACGGCCAGAUCAGUCGGCAGGAACUCGAAUGCCGUAACACCUUGGCGGUAGUCGAGUGCUGAUAGGCAGACAAAGGAUGCCAGAGUGUCUCCUGGGGCCGGAGUAGCAUACACAAUUGGUUACUUUGGUGAUGUAUUCGGAAAUGUCGAUACUCCGCUGUAAAAGCUCACAAUUCUCCUACAGACUUGGGAUUCAUCGAUUCGCUUACAUUUACAUCAUUGGUUGCCCAGAAGUAUUAGUCACAUAAGUCGAUUCAGAAACAUCAUAAAGCCAUUGGAUUCUCUCCCAAAAUUUAAGAUCCCUCCAUAAAGUGUAACAGAUGCGUGGACAUAAAUGUCUCGUUUUAGAAAUGAGCUUAAAAAUGACAUCUAAUACGGUUCACUUUUUCGCCGUCCUUAAAUAGAUAAAAAAUGUUUUUUCGGAAUAAAAUAUACGAUAUGGU